AGGAGGCUGGGUAAAACAACACAUGUUGAAUUUCAGCCUUUAAAUUUCAACCACUUUGGAUAUGGCCUUUUGAGAUCACGGGUCAAAGUGUAUUAAGCAAUCUGCGGAGCAAGAAAGACUAGGAUGAUUGCCAGUCGAUUUUUUCUCGCGUUUGCGCUGGCAGUUGCAACUGUCAAACAAGUUACUGCAGAAAAAGAUUUCUACGAACUGCUUGGCGUAGAAAAAACAGCAGAUAGUCGUGAAAUACGAAAAGCUUUCAAAAAACUAGCCAUAACCACACAUCCUGAUAAAAACCCAGAUGACCCACUUGCCCAGCAGAAUUUUUUGGAUCUCAAGCAAGCUUACGAGAUUCUCAAGGAUCAAGAAACUCGCAAGCAGUAUGAUCUGCAUGGGGAAGAGGGAGUCAAGGAUGGCUUUAAAAGUAGCAAAGAUUAUCAAAACUGGAACUUUUAUAAGAACCACUUUGGUAUUUAUGAUGAAGAUCCUGAAAUAAUUACAUUGUCUGCAUCAGAUUUUGAACAAAAUGUUAAAAACUCAAUGGAAUUCUGGUUUAUCAAGUUUUAUUCACCUAUGUGUUCACAUUGUCAUGUAAUGUCCCCUAACUGGAAACAGCUUGCUCUGGAGUUGAGUGCUGUGAUAAAAAUAGCUGCUGUUAAUUGUGAAGAGGAAUGGGUUCUCUGCCGUAAAGAAGGAAUCUCAUCUUACCCAUCACUUGUUUUAUAUCCUAAUAAAGAUAAAUAUUAUGGAGAGAGGACUGCUGAAGAUAUGCAAAACUUUGUUCUGCACAAAUUACCAACUCAAGCAACUGAAAUAUCUAGCUACAAAAUCUUUAAAAAUACUAUGGAAGAAGAGGUCAUAAGAAGUUCUCCAUUGCUAUUUAUCUUCUGCAAAGAUUCCACUGAUACCAAUUGCCCAUCAUGGCAAAGCAGGAGCAAACUAUCCUAUAUCUUCGAUGGCUUAGUGGCAGUAGCAUACGUCGACUGUUCGUCCAAAGACAUAUCGUGUUCCAAAAUUGGAUUUCAAUCAGCAACCAUUUAUCUACCAUCAGGGAAUGAUACUCUUCGGAACGGUAUUGAAAUCCAUAGUCUCAAUUACUUGGAAAUUGCGACUCAGAUUCUCAGACAACUUCCUGAGGCUGAACUUGUCGACGAAGAAAGCUUAGAGAGUAUCCACGGAAAGUUGGUUGAGGAUCUCGGCCAAGACUGGCUCAUUUAUUUCACUGAAAACCAAGAAUACCAAAGCUUCGUAGAUCUACAAUAUAGGAGACUGCCAGCCCUUUUGCCCCAUAUUAAACUGGGCCGUAUCAAUUGUAAUAAAUCAGCAGAAGUUUGCAAGAACAAAUAUUUUAUCAACAAGUAUCCCACCUUUGCCACAUUCAAACGUGGCGGAGCCGUGGAGAUGCACGUCGGUGGUGUGAGCGUAUCCGAGGUCGUCAAUUUUGCACGGAACAGCAUUUGGGCACCCAACCUUGAAACGCUGAAUCCUAAUACAUUUCCCGAUUGUCUUAAUGAUGGCCAUCCGUGGGUAGUUGACUUUUAUGCACCUUGGUGUCCACCAUGCAUGCGCCUUAUUCCGGAAUUUAGAAGGGCCAGCAGUAUGGUUGGUGGCAUAGUUAAAUUUGGCUCGCUUGAUUGCGCCACACACCGUGAUCUUUGUGCCACAUACAACAUUCGUUCCUAUCCAACAGUUAUCUUCUAUAACUAUUCAACUCCGCAUGCCUACACUGGCCAAUUUGUCAGUCGCGACAUCGCCACCUUUGUUGAAGAUGUCCUACGUCCACCAGUCAUCGAAUUAACGAUUGACAACUUCGAGUCGUUGGUGUUAAACCGAGGCACAAACGAGGUGUGGUUGGUUGACUUCUUUGCCUCAUGGUGCGGCCCUUGCAUCCAAUUGGCUCCCCAAUGGCGUUCGCUUGCCAGAAUGGUUGGACCUUUAAAUAAUAUAAACGUCGGUUCAGUGGACUGCGUCACGCAAGAGCUGCUCUGUACACAACACGGUGUUCGUUCCUAUCCGACCAUUCGACUGUACCCUAUGGGGGGUACUGGUGAUAUUAUUACAUAUAACGGCUUCCAGAGAGACGCGUAUGCUUUACGUAGUUGGUUGGUGAGUUCACUACCAUCGUCUGUGUACGCCCUUGGUGACUUCAACUUCGCCGACAUCGUACUCCGGUCCAAUACGCCUUGGGUUGUAGACUAUUACGCUCCUUGGUGCGGACCUUGCCAAGUGUUUGCCGUCGAAUUCGAAUUAGCAGCAAAGCAACUGGACGACGGCCGCCGUUUGAAAUUCGCCAAAGUCAAUUGCGAAAGCUUCCCGCACGUGUGUCGAAAUGCCGGCAUUCAAUCCUACCCGACAGUGCGAUAUUACCCUGGCAAAACGGGUUGGUCGCCGCAAAAUCCGUUUGGCAUUCCGUUCGUCAACGACCGUAGGAAAGUGGAGGACGUUGUCGAAUGGCUAGAAGAAUUAUUAGCUUCUCAAUCGCCUAGUGCCUCUAGUAACAAUGCUGCUUCCAUUCGUGACGAACUCUAAGUCACUCACCUCGUCAUAUUUGCGAUCAAUUGUUUAGCGCACUUUCUAAUCAAAAAUCUCCCUGUUUUACAAUUUGUUAUUGCCCGUACGAAAUUAUGAUAUUCAGAUGCCCGUUAAUCAAUAAGCGGCUUGCAAGUACUUGAUGAAUAAAAUAGGUUUAUGCUUAUUAG
Daphnia carinata is the source of this 2696-nucleotide messenger RNA. RefSeq names its product dnaJ homolog subfamily C member 10-like. The transcript is spliced from 10 exons. Bases 124 to 2526 code for a protein of 800 amino acids. The record is from RefSeq and is a predicted model, not a curated record. NCBI's taxonomy places the organism in Eukaryota, Metazoa, Arthropoda, Branchiopoda, Diplostraca, Daphniidae.